This is a messenger RNA of Bathycoccus prasinos, 900 nucleotides long. RefSeq lists its product with no specific name. NCBI's taxonomy places the organism in Eukaryota, Viridiplantae, Chlorophyta, Mamiellophyceae, Mamiellales, Bathycoccaceae. The record is from RefSeq and is a predicted model, not a curated record. The transcript has a single exon. Bases 1 to 900 code for a protein of 299 amino acids.
AUGCGUUGCUUCUCUGCUCCUGCGGCGCAUUCUUCGAGCACUGUCGCGCUUUUUAGCCACCAGACAAAGACGACGAGAAAGAGCAGAGCACGAGAGCGCUUUUGCAGUCGCAGUAUUCGCGACGAAAACGCAGGAGUCAAACCUAGACGCGAUGAUGAUGAUGAGGAGGAGGAGGAGGUUUUUGGCGGCGAGAGAGAGAUGCGAACGACGAAUACGAAUACGAAUGCGACUACUACGCAUCGUUCGAAGCGAGGACGACGGAAAAAGAGAGAUAUUUUACUCGCGUGUGGUAGCCUUUUGCUUUUUUCCAACACUUCUUCUUCUCAGAAGGAAGAAGAAGCGUUCGCCGCUGGGAUGAUGGAUUUUACCAAACAAAGCCAAUCGACGUUCCAACUCGGACCUUUGCAAGUCACUUUGCAACGCCUGCGAACGCUCCGGAACGACAUUUUUACAUCUCUCGAAGAAGAAGAAGGAAAAGAGGGAAAGAAGAACGAGGACGAUACCGGUGUUGUGGUCGUGAAACCUGGAUCGGAAGAAGCGAUCGCGAGAUUACGAAACGCGACGUUGGAUUGCACCUCCGCCAGACCGGCGUUGGAGGCGUACGCCAACGUAAGAGACGUGUGCACGCUGUCCAUCGUCUUGAAGAGCGUCUCGAAGAAAUUCGCGACCGAGGAGGCACGAGAGAGAGCGAGAGAGAGAAAAGAUGAGACGGUUCAGGCGUUCGCGGAGUUAGAGCGAAAGUUACGAGAUGUAAACGCGAGUAAGGAAGACAUCGACGCGGAAUUUGAAAACAGUAGGGCGAGCGUGAAACGGUUCGCCGAGAGCGUCCUCGAAGCGUUCGAUUUUAGCGACGAAGAAGAGAAAGUGAAAAGAGAGGCUUUUCCCGACCUCUUCUCCUGA